AUGAGGCCGACAGUGGUAUAUCUGCUGCUGUCUCUAAUGAUGUCUGUGGGUCAGACUCUGAAGUGUCCGCGUGUCUGCGUUUGUGACAACACAAAGCUCACAGUGAAGUGCUUAGGGAAGAAUCUCACACACAUUCCACCUACUAUAGACGAGAUCACAGUGAAACUGGACUUGAAGAAGAAUAAUUUUGGGGAACUGCCCAAAAAUGCCUUCAAGCACACCCCCUACCUGACCCAGCUCAGCCUGCAGGGCUGCAGUGUCCAGGCCGUCAGAGAGGGGGCGUUCCGGGGCCUUUCACGCUUGCUGCAGCUUGACCUCACCAACAACAACAUUGACAUCCUCUACCAGGAGUCAUUUGAUGGUUUAUCAUCACUGAAGCAGUUGUAUUUAGACCGGAACCGCAUUGAAGAGAUCCAUCCUGGAGCUUUUGCUGCAUUGAACUCUUUAAACCUGCUUUCACUCACUCAUAACCAGCUAGUCUACCUUCCUAAUAUGGCAUUCCAGGGUAUGAUGAAUGUCCAGAUGUUACAUUUGAGUCAUAACUCCCUUAAUAAUCUGGCGACUGAAGCCUUUGCUGGUCUUCUUGCUCUUACACACUUAAACCUGGACCAUAAUGAACUCCAGUACUUCCCCACCAAAACUAUGACCAGACUGGUCGAAGUGACUCAUCUGGACAUGAGUUUUAACCCCAUGACGUAUCUGGUUGAGGAGAGCGUAGUAAUGCCGAAGCUCACACAUCUGUCUCUGAAGCACAGUGCUCUGCAGGACCUGUCAGAAUCUGCCCUGUCUCUGUCUCCUGUUAUCUCUCACCUGGACCUGAGCUUCAACCAGCUGCCAUACAUACAGGCCCUCACAGCAUCCACACACCUCACCAGCCUGAACCUCACUGGAAACCCCAUAAGAUGUACAUGUUUACUGCGGGAGCUGAAGCUGUGGGCACUGAAGUCAGGAAUCAGACUCUUUGGGGUCUGUGCUUGGCCUCCACACCUCUCAGAUGAACCUCUGGAAAAUGUUCACGAACAGGAUCUCCGCUGCAGACCACAGGAUGAGUGGACAUUAGACGUGAUUGAACAAGGCGCAAAAGAAGAAGAAGAAGGAGUGCAAGAAAAGACAGUGCCUACAGCCAAGUCAAAGAAAACAAGGAAAUGUCCAAAGAAUUGCCUCUGUGAGUCUGCAGCUCAGCACGCUACAUGUGAAAACCGUGGCCACACUAAAGUCCCCACUGGUUUUCCAAGAAAAACCCUUCUUCUUGACAUGCGUGGCAAUCAUUUCCACUAUCUCCCAAGCAAAAGUUUCCCUGGCAUCCCCGAGGUGGUUUCCCUUCACCUAGACAGCUGUAAGAUCCAUGAGAUUGAAGGUGGAGCUUUCCAGGGCAUGAAGAACCUGAUGUACCUCUACCUGUCCGACAACCAACUGUCCUCUCUGGAAGCAAAAACCUUUGAAGGUUCCCAUGAGCUCAUGUACCUUCACCUGGAAGACAAUAAACUCACUCAAUUCCCUUCUUCAGCUAGUCUGGCUCACAUUCCUAAACUCCUCGAGCUGCAUCUGGAGAGAAACCUCAUAGCUAAACUCGAGCCUUCAGGACUUCUUUCUCCAGUCCUUCAGCUUACAGGACUCUACCUCAAUAACAACUCCAUAGCUACUAUAGUGCCAAAAGCUCUGGAUCCUGCUCCCAAGCUGGACGUUCUUCAUCUUGGAGAUAAUGUGCUGACGGAUGUGCCAAGUGAUGCAUUAGACCAUGCCCCUCUUUUGACUGAACUCCACCUCUCUGGGAAUCUGAUUCGCUGGAUUGGUCCCGGAGCAUUUCGGGUGGUGGCUGAAAGUCUAAAGAACCUGCUCAUUGGUAGAAUGGGUCUUCAAAAGAUGAGUGUGAGGUCUCUGGCAGGGUUUGGUGCUGGUCUGCUGUCUUUGUCUCUUGAAGACAAUCUGUUGGAGGAGUUGCCUGACCUUUCACCUCUUGCUGGACUUCAAAACCUCAAUCUUAACAAAAAUCCACUAAUGUGUGACUGCAAAUUACUACCAUUUUACAGAUGGUUAGAGAAGAUGAGACUGAGGGCUGAGGCGCUGUGCUUUUACCCCUCUGAGCUGCGAGGUCAGUCUGUAAUGGAGUCUGCCAUCUAUAAGAACUGCUAUAUAGAAAAUGCUCAAUCCUUUAAUGAGACCUCCAUCCCAACCAAAGCUCAUCAACCCAACAAACUUAACCCCAUGCAGACCGCAAAACCAUCUCAACCUAAUCUGAAACAGACAAAGACAAAGAUGGCUGCAACACCAAAGAAUACCAAGUCUAAAGAAUUCACACCAGAGCAUGCACUGAAAAGGACCAGGCCAAACAAGAAAAAAAGAAGACGACCAAAAACAAGGUUUCCAUCGAUAUGAGCAAUAGGUUUUUUUUUUAUUUAAACUAUAUAGUUAUUGUACUGCAGGGUAGUAGUGCUGCUGAUUUGUUAAAGGGUAGUCCGGUGCAUGAGUCCAUACACCCCCAUUUUAAAAAUGAAAAUGAAAGUGAAAGCGAGGCUGCGGUGGGAAGAAACCCAGAAGAAUAGGAUCAGCACUUUAAACAUUGCAACAACAUGCUGUGGACUACAAACCUCCAGCUGUUGCCGUGAUUUCAAAGUGCAAAUAUUGUGUAAGCAUCUCUUUAAUAUCAUUCAGUUAAGUUUAUUUUAAACAAUUAAAAGCAUAUUAGGCAUCAAACAAAAUCAUAAUCCCUUUAAAAGUAAUUCGCUUAAGUGUCCUCCUAGGCUUCAGUUCAUGGCACCAGGUAAACACUCUGGGGAUGCUUCUUUGCUUCAGCCUAUGUAACCCAGUGAGCGAUAAAACAAUGCAGUCCUCUGUAGCACACCCUAGUGUUGACUGUAACAGUGUUGUCUCUGUACUGAAAUUUUAAAAACUAACAUAUAACAUCACUAACAUUUUAGUGCCAUUGAGUGCAUACUUAAACAGUGCUGAUUUGCCGUAGUAUUCACCAUAUCCCAUUUUGAUAUCCCAUUUUAUUUUCACUAUCCAUUCAGAAUGGACCUUCCGGUCACUCGGAAAGUGGUGAAAUGAUAAAUUUGUGUAACUUUUUCUUCAUUUAUAAGAUAUAAAGCCAGGUACACAACAAUACGCCAUCACAGAUGCCUUCUUGUGUGACUCAAGGCGAUAUUUCCUGGUUUCCACCAUGGUUUCCACCCACGCAGUCUCGCUUUCACUUUUAAAAUGGCGGCCGUGUGAACUCUGAAGUGAACUGAAGUGAAGUUUAAUGAUCAUAUUUUAACUUCUCAUUUAAAUGCUUUAACUGCAUACCCUGGCUUGUCCUCACUAAGAGUGAUAAUGAUAAAUAUUAAUGUAAUGAUGACUAUAUUGUUAGCAGUAAAUUGUGAUAUAUGUGUGUUUUUUAUUUAAACAAUAUAAUUCUUAGCUAGCUGUGUAGUAGCUCUGCAGAUUUGUUCACGGGUAAUUCUUUGUUUGAAUCCACUGAUCAAAAUUUGUGCAAUGAUUUGUGCAAUUUUAAUGCAUCAACACAACAAUAGUGUUUUGGGGGCUCUGAAAAUACUUUUGUAUAUACUUUUGUAUAUAUUUAAUAAAAUAAUUGUCAUGCCCCUUUAAUGUAUGACAUUACAUGUUCAGUCUAUGGGUGAGCACAGUAACGUUACGUUACAUAUGUAAACAAACGUGUAAAUUAGAGGAAAAACUACCAAUUGUGGAUAUUUUACACGAGUUUACAUGUUAUCUGUACGCAAAACU
Danio aesculapii is the source of this 3726-nucleotide messenger RNA. It is a transcript of the gene chadla, whose product is annotated as chondroadherin-like a. The record is from RefSeq and is a predicted model, not a curated record. Gene Ontology annotation, biological process: toll-like receptor signaling pathway; immune response. Gene Ontology annotation, cellular component: plasma membrane. NCBI's taxonomy places the organism in Eukaryota, Metazoa, Chordata, Actinopteri, Cypriniformes, Danionidae. Gene Ontology annotation, molecular function: transmembrane signaling receptor activity; protein binding. The transcript is spliced from 9 exons. Bases 1 to 2376 code for a protein of 791 amino acids.